UGCUGGACCAAUAUUGACUUUUUUUUAAAAACUUCUGCUGCUGAUUUGGCAGCAGGUAACAAGAGACACACACACACACACACACAGAAACGCACACACAUACAGAUACAGAUAGACCCAGAAAACAGAGAUCUCAAUUUGCCGCCAUAUGAGCACUCGCCAGACAAAAUGAACGGACGCUCAAUACGCAUUAAUCGGGUGCCGGCCACCAUAACCGCCAUCCUGUUCACCCUGAUCCUGGUAUACUUUUUAAACUUCCAUCAGGAGGAACGUCCGGCCAUUUAUGGGAUGCUGCGCAGCGACAAUCCUAAUCGGGUGAAUCUACGUAAAAUGCUCAUUGCUGCCAUUCAGGCAGCUCAACGUGGCGGCCUGGAAGUGCUCGGUGUGGCUCGAAGCCGUCAGUUGAAGGAGCGUAGCAAGGGGAAGACGGACGAGGGGGUCAAUGACCCGUUCACCGAUGCCGAUGCCCGUUCCCAUUGUGUAAUGAAACAGGGACUACAGCGUAUCUUUCCACGUGUCAUGAUCUUCUCGGAGGAGGAUAAAGAACAUUGCCUCGAUUUCAAUUCAUUUGACUUGGAUCCCACAGUGUUACAUCAAACGGCCCGUGUUCCCGAUGUGGCUGUCAAUGCCCAAGAUGUAACCGUCUGGGUGGAUCCUCUAGAUGCCACCAAAGAGUUUACAGAGGAACUGUACGAAUAUGUUACGACAAUGGUUUGCGUUGCCGUUUCCGGGCGACCCAUCAUUGGGGUCAUUCAUAGUCCAUUCAGCGGGCAGACUGCCUGGGCAUGGGUUGGCAAUUCCAUGUCCGAGUAUUUGGCUGGCCUGCAUCCCACAAAACACGAAGAGACCGAUCCUAUUAUCACUGUAUCCCGCUCACACACAGCCGGAGCCAAGGAUCUGGCACGAAAUGUUUUCGGAGAUAAGGUGCAACUGCUAACCGCUGCCGGUGCUGGCUACAAGGUGCUCCAGGUGGUGGCAAACAAUGCCAGCGCCUAUCUGCAUACAUCGAAAAUCAAGAAAUGGGAUAUAUGCGCCGGUGAUGCCAUACUCCAUGCCCUGGGGGGCACUAUGACAACUCUUGAUGAUCGGCUGAUCAACUAUGGUCCGGAGGAAUCACCUGUGAAUACGAACGGUCUGCUAGCCACACUCGAGAAGCAUGCGGAAUAUAUGGAUAUGUUGGGCAAAUAUCGUGACACACACAAAGCGAAACAGAGAUAGUUAAGGUGGCAACCACCUAACAUCCUCUCUCUCACUCCCGCUUCCCUCCUCCGCUUCAACGCAACCAAAUUCGCCUCCACGAGCGGAAUCUCGCUUUAGGCAGCUAGCUUUAAGUUUAGAACUUGUGGAAAUCCAAGAAACCAGUUUCUGGAUUUCUUUCUUUUAUUUUGUUUACUUUUUUUUUUUUGUUUAAUUCAUUUCGCAUUUCGCGCCUAGGGUGAGCGCGGGUCAUGAACCCUUGGACAGAGACGCCAAUAAACAAAUUAAGAGAAUAAAUUAAAUUUUAAAUUU
Molecule: messenger RNA, 1509 nt
Organism: Drosophila willistoni
Lineage: Eukaryota; Metazoa; Arthropoda; Insecta; Diptera; Drosophilidae
Product: putative inositol monophosphatase 3
Exons: 2
Biological process (GO): phosphatidylinositol phosphate biosynthetic process
Cellular component (GO): endomembrane system
Molecular function (GO): 3'-nucleotidase activity
Source: RefSeq, a predicted model, not a curated record